This is a messenger RNA of Mytilus californianus (California mussel), 1427 nucleotides long. RefSeq lists its product as uncharacterized. The transcript is spliced from 3 exons. Lineage: Eukaryota; Metazoa; Mollusca; Bivalvia; Mytilida; Mytilidae. The coding region runs from base 274 to 873 and encodes 199 amino acids. The record is from RefSeq and is a predicted model, not a curated record. Gene Ontology annotation, molecular function: heme binding; oxygen binding.
UCGACCAAGAUCAUUCGGCGUUCUGGCUGUUCCUAUUGGAUAAUAUUCCGUUAUAAUUCAUUCUCGAGUAGAUUGAAUAGAGAAAAUUGUAGGAUAUGAUUACCACAAACGUUGUAAUGAUUUUAAAAUCAGAGUUUAUUCAUUUAGGAAUGUCUUGUCUUCGAUAAGGAAUUCAAAUGAAGCUCUUAUACUACUAUUAUUCCCAGUUACAAUGGUUGAGAUUUUUCAAUACAACUGAACUAUAGUAAACAUAACAUACAACUUUUCCGUAUCAUGGGAUGUAUUAAUACAAAACGAAGGAAAGAUGCUCUCCGCAAAGGAAUCGACGUUACACCAACAAAGCGGACCAAAAAUUAUUUGAAACAAAACAAUGAACAAAACGAUUCGCCAAGUAAUGGGAGGUGUCAUUCCGAACCCUUUCCGGAAUUUACAGAUCGGCAAAAACAACUGGUGGUUGAUUCAUGGAAAAUUAUCCAAGAAGACAUGUCCAAAGUUGGAGUUGUAAUGUUUAUGAAAUUAUUUGAAACCCACCCUGAUGUACAGGAAGUUUUUAUGCCUUUCAAAGGAAUGACAAAGGAAGACUUGCAAUACAGCAAUCAACUGAAAACACAUGCUUUACGGGUGAUGGGGACUGUCGAUAAAUGCCUUGCUAGAAUCGAUGACAAAAAAAAAGUUCAAGAAAUGCUCCAUGAUUUAGGCUCUAGACACGCUAUGUACAAUGCCAAAGUAGACUACAUUGAUUUGAUAGGCCCGCAGUUUAUAUGGGCAAUACAACCAGCUUUGAAAGAACAAUGGAAUAGUGAAGUUGAAGAGGCGUGGUCAGAUUUGUUUAAAUUGAUAUCGCAGCUUAUGAAAACAGCAAUGACAUUUUAGAAAGUUAUAUUUUAUUUACAAAGACGUUCCGAAAUAUUUCAAUGCGUUAAUGUACUGGUCAUAAUCAGUUAUUUUUUUAAAACACGAAUUUCAAAUUACUAAGUAAGGAAAUUGACAAUCAUUGCCAGUUGACCUAAUAACGUCAACAAACAAUCGAUUUUAAUUUUGACGUCAAUGUGUCAUUUACCAGCUUCACACAAUCGGAUAACUUUAAUAUUUCCUGAAAUGGCAGACGAAUUUAAAAUGCAUUAAGAUAUUACACUGGAUAACGUAGCAUACACUCUAUCAAUAAAAGAUACUUGGCUUAAUGAUUAUAAAAUUUGAUCAACAACUUAAAUGCUUAUAAUACCAAGAUACUUGUGGUAGACAUUAAUUAUCCAUGAAAUCUGCCGAAGAAAUAUGACUGAUCAUGAUUAAUAUUUGAUACAGUGAACAUCUCACUACAAAAUCAUUCAUACUCAAUAUCAAAAUGUACCUCUAUAAUACGAGUUUGUGUUUAAGUAUUUUGUUCGUACACAUUUUACUAUUAAAAAUUAACUUUUGCAUGAUCUCAA